This is a messenger RNA of Oikopleura dioica, 531 nucleotides long. Lineage: Eukaryota; Metazoa; Chordata; Appendicularia; Copelata; Oikopleuridae. The record is from the annotation of a GenBank genome assembly.
AUGAGAAAAGAAAUGAAAUUGGUUAAAAAAUCUUGCUUGGAAGAAAUUGAAGAAGAUCGGGCUAAAAAAGAACGGGAAGAAAAGGCGCGGCAAAAAAUAAUAAGCAUUCUUCAAGGAUCUUCGGAAUCAUCUGAUUACGUUUCAGCGGAAGAGGAGAAAGAAACAGAGGUUCAAAUAUUCGAGCAUGAGGCAAAACUGCUGGAAAAAGAAGACGAAAUAGAGGUCCUACGAUACCAAAAAGAGCAGCUCGAACGAAAAUUAGAAGCAGAAAAAAAUCUAGAAGUCGACGAACUUAAUCAACAAAUCGAAGAUCUUCUUCAGAGAAAGAAAGAGAUUGAAACUGAAAAUUCGUCAACAGUAGGGAUCGUCAUUGGGUCUCUCGUCGGAGUUGGACUCAUCGCUGGACUCAUCGCUGGACCUAAGCUGGUCGUACUGUAUUUGAACUAUCGGUACAAAAAAGAACUGAGGCAGCACGAAACGAAUGUCGAAAAAUCAAUGCACGAUACGAGUGAACAUCUCCUCUACACAUAG